Messenger RNA from Porites lobata, 2539 nucleotides. The record is from the annotation of a GenBank genome assembly. Lineage: Eukaryota; Metazoa; Cnidaria; Anthozoa; Scleractinia; Poritidae.
AUGGCGGCUGCGGCGAUACUGGACGAUGUGGAAAGCCGCUGUAAAGAAAACAUUCUCAUGAAACGAUGGAAUCAUAUAUCCUUCCAAUAGUAUCGAUCUCUCGACUUUUGGGACCUGUGGAAAUUCGACUGCGAAGUCGUUUUCCUUAUAUACAUUUCCUUUACUACGUGACUAGCAGAAACUCGCGAACAAUAAGCUUUCAGCAACCCUGUUUACGACUUUUUUUGUACGAUGCGUCCGUCCCAGGGAUCCGUCCUCCUCACAAAUCAGAAUUUCGCUCCCAAGCUCGGUAAAGGUUCAAUGUUUCCUCGAUUUCAGGAAAUGCUUUUCUAUUUCUCAGUACUUAGCAAGGGUCUCCUACUUUUCAAGGUUUUUUAAUGCGAUUGGCCUGCUUGGCUUAAGGAACGCUGGUUUGUCUUUAUUCGUAUUUGCACGGUUGAUUUCGCAGACGACUGAUGUUCCUCUGCCGCAGAUUUUUUGUUAACUGACGAAAUAUUUUGGUUUAUUUACUGAUCCAUUUAGUUGUUUCAAUCUACUUUAGAGAGAAGUAACCAGCUGUUACGCGAUUCAGUCAAUCGUAAGAAUAAGUCAAAAAGGCGAGAAUACUGAAAGUGUUGGUAGCCUUUUGAGAGCUCAUACAAGAAGAAGAACCUCACGCAGUAUCAAAGAACGAUCGGAUAUGCUGGUGGACUUCACGGGAACUGAUUUUAGUGAUCCAAAAACAGGUAUUCAUGCAACAGUUCUCCUAGAAGAUGCAUUCAAAGGUGGAUUUCCACUGUCGCGUAAUUUUUACGUACGAGGUACGUAAGCACGUAGAUUUUACGCGCCUAAAGAAACCGCGAGGCAGGUAUGAAGUGUCGCGCGUAAACGUAAAAGUUGAGCGAGUUUCACCUUCCAUGUUUACGCGCGACCUUUCAUCUACUGCCUCUAUAUUAUUUACGCACGUCUAGUAAUACGCGCCUACGCUUGUAAAAAUUACCCGAAGGGGAAAUCCACUCUAACAAACGUAAUGAGCGGUAACAGUGUUGGUCCGAUCAGUACUUCGAAUUUACUGAAGAGCGCACUCUUGUUGUGGGAAAAGUACUGAGCUAUUAACAACAAAAACAACAACAACAACGAUGAUUGGUAGUGUAGCUUGAAUAACUGAAAAGCUACUACAAGCAUAUAUGCAUAUGAAUCUAGAAAAAAUGGAACUAAAUUGUAUCUGUUAUGGUGUGCAAUGCGGUAUUACUGACCGACGCGAGUCCUACAGAACUUACCGUGGCUCUCUUUUCGCGCUGAUUCGAGAACUGAUUUGCUCAUUUUUGUGUGAAGUGUUCAGUUUUCAGAAUAGCUGAUUUGAUUUUCGUUCAAUGGAACCCAAAAAAGCGCUGCAUUUUCACUCAUUUGAACUCCCGGAGGUUAAUGUCAAAAUUGGUCAAAAGUGAGGAAAAAAACCUGGUGUUCGCUUGCCUAUUCCGAUCUGGUGUAUAUUAAAUAAUGACGUCAGAGGCUUAUAUUUAGUAGUCCUGCGUCCCUUUAUACCCGACCAUUAUCUGGGGCCGCGCUUCUAAUCCACAUUUUGCAAUGAUAUAUCAUCCGACUAAUUCUAGGUUAUAAGUGAAAAGGCUGUUUGAGCCUCUUCUAUCCAGUUGUACCAAUUAUUCUUUUAGUAUUUUUCGUGGAAAAGAGUCAGGAGGAAAUGGCGGAUGUGUUGAGAUACCGUGCGAGGGGAAAAGAUUACUAUCUGUGUGUACACGACAGCGGCGAAGUCAAACUUCAUGUAAGUUGAACAAUGCAUGUACUAAUGAAGAUCUCUGCUUGCUAUUCCUCUAACUGAUAUGAGACAUACACAAAAGGCGCAUGCGUGAUGCAUGCGCAGUUAGCAUAACCUUUUCCGGUCUUAGUUUGUCUUGUUUUUUUCCAGUGUUCCAGUGUCAUACUUCCCGGUGCAAAAAUAGCUAUUCCGGUACUCAAUGUACCCCUUUCGGAUCCCUAAUGAAAUGGUUUCUAUCACCUGCUACAAUGUAACGAUAGCGACUUAAUUUAGUCGAAAUGAUUGGUACGUGAAUACCAUACAGAAACUGGACUGAUAGCUGUGAACUUAAAUCCGCUCUUACACUUACAUUAGCAUGCAUUUAAUCGCAAUUUCUUCUGUCAACAGAAAUUGAUACAGUUUCCUAGAAAUAACAAAUACUUCUUUCUCAUCGAGAAGAUCAAUAAUGGAUUUGAAUCUCCAGUCACUUUUAAAUCACUGAAGACCAAGCAGUAUCUCUACUGUGAUGAGCACGGAAAGGCUUUUAUGGGGAACGCAAACUCUAACGAAGGGCCCAGAGAUCGCCAGGCAUGGUUCACUUUCAUAGAACACAAAGGACACAUAUUGCUGCCGCAUGCUAAUGGUAACGGUGUCGAAUCAGAAGAUGACAAUGUGCAUGCAGAUAUGGAGGACGGAAAUUCUAGGGAUUCGGGAAGAAGAAACUUGGAUAUUCUAGAAAUGGAUAUGUACAGGGAACGCCGUGAACACAGCUCAGAAAUUAUAAUCUACGUAUCAGCAGUAUAA